This is a messenger RNA of Asparagus officinalis (garden asparagus), 1356 nucleotides long. RefSeq names its product polyadenylate-binding protein RBP45-like. Gene Ontology annotation, cellular component: cytosol. The coding region runs from base 122 to 901 and encodes 259 amino acids. NCBI's taxonomy places the organism in Eukaryota, Viridiplantae, Streptophyta, Magnoliopsida, Asparagales, Asparagaceae. The record is from RefSeq and is a predicted model, not a curated record. Gene Ontology annotation, molecular function: mRNA binding. The transcript has 6 exons.
GCUUGUUUCGUCGAAAAUCAUCCGCAACAAACAAACUCAACAAUCCGAGGGUUAUGGUUUUAUUGAGUUUGCAACAAGGGCAGCUGCAGAACAUGUUCUUCAGGCAUAUAAUGGUCAGUUGAUGCCUAAUAUUGAGCAAACUUUCAGGCUAAAUUGGGCCGCAGCUGGUGAGAAGCGAGGAGAUGAUGGUCCUGACUAUACUAUAUUUGUCGGAGAUUUGGCUGCAGAUGUCACAGAUUACUUGUUGCAGGAGACGUUCAAAAGUCUCUAUCCUUCUGUGAAGGGAGCUAAAAUAGUUACCGAUAGGAAUACUGGCCACUCCAAAGGCUAUGGUUUUGUUAGAUUUGGAGAUUUAAGUGAGCAGACACGUGCUAUGACUGAAAUGGACGGGAUGUACUGUUCUUCAAGGGCAAUGCGGAUAGGCCCAGCUACAACCAAAAAAAGUAUGGGCGCUCAGCAAAAUCCCACCAAGGCUUCUUACCCGAGUACACAAGGAAAUGACUCCGAGAAUGAUCCAAAUAAUACAACUAUAUUUGUUGGUGGGCUGGACCCUAAUGUUACAGAUGAUGUUUUGCGUCAGGUUUUUAGCGCUCAUGGGGAUUUGGUGCAUGUAAAAAUACCUGUAGGCAAGCGCUGCGGGUUUGUUCAGUUUGCUAAUAGAGCUUGUGCCCAGGAGGCCUUAGAUAAGUUGAACGGCACUUUGUUAGGCGGUCAAAACAUUCGGCUGUCAUGGGGUCGUAGUCCGAACAAACAGUCACAACAGGAUCAGAGCCAGUGGAACAAUAACUAUUAUGGGUAUAAUCAAGGCUAUGAUGCAUAUGGGUACCAACAACCACAAGAUCCAAACAUGUAUGCUUAUGCAGCAUAUCAAGGAUAUGGGAACUAUCAGCAACAACAGUGAUUGUUCUGUUGGCUCUCUAGAAAGACUGGCUCCUCACUUGAAAGGCAUCACCAUUGGCUCGUUGGGUGGUGAACCUUGAGAAAGGAAUUUCUUGUAACUUAGCGGUUGUGACUUUUUGUCCGGUCAACUGCUGAGACUCAACAAGUUUCUGAGAGAACCAGCUCUCUGGAUUUGGGUGGCAUUUCAUCCCGAAUCACAAUUCAAAGGGUUGAUGAAGUCUUUGUUUUCUUCUUGUUUGAGACUGCUUGAACUUCACUUGAGGGAAUCUAUUUUAUCUAUGAUUAUUGUGCUUGUAGUGACCCAUCCAGUAGAGUUUGCUAUGCUGAGUAACAGUUUUAUUUCUUGGAUGUUUCUUGUAAUUUUGUUAAAAUUUGCUUUCCAAAUACUGUGGUUAGCUAUUUUACGUUGUUCUUCUAAAACGCUUAUAUUCCAGAAAGAGGAAGUCAUCCAGGACU